GCCCCUCUCCCGUCUCCCCACGUCGGAACGGCCACCGAGACUGUAUACGCCUUUGAGCAUCCUUAUACCCUCUCCCCCAUCUCCUCCCGUCGUCCUGGCCCCCGUCCUCGGAGUCGCCAUCAAUGCCAUCAUCAACACCGUCAAUACCAUCAAUACCAUCAUUGACGGCAUCAAUACCAUCAACACCAUCGAUAACAUCAGCUAAGGUACACAAGCGAUCAGUCGUCUUCCUACUCCUCGUUCCCUCCGCGUCGUCGUGGUUCUCGUCCUCGCCAUCAACGCCGUCAAUAUCAUCAAUACCAUCAACGCCAUCACUCGUCUUCCCAAUCCUCGGUCCCUCCCCGUCGUUAUAGUCCUCGUCCUCGGAAUCAAUGCCAUCAACGCCGUCAACGUCAUCAAAUACGGUACCCAAGCAAUUACUCGUCAUUCCACUCGUCGUUCCCCUUCGCGCCCAGCACCGGUCUCUAAAGCUACGUCUCCAGCCACGUCACGCCGCUGUUCCUCGUCCUAUUCCUGCUGCACGUCAGCGUACCUCUACGAUUUCGAUUCCCAAUCAUCACCUGCGAGAAAACACUCACGCAUCGCUUGCAAAUGGAGGGCGACGGUUGACAUCAGAGUCGUGAGGUUGAGUUCCCAUUCUGCCACCGC
Tricharina praecox is the source of this 648-nucleotide messenger RNA. RefSeq lists its product as uncharacterized. Lineage: Eukaryota; Fungi; Ascomycota; Pezizomycetes; Pezizales; Pyronemataceae. The record is from RefSeq and is a predicted model, not a curated record. The transcript is spliced from 2 exons. Bases 372 to 623 code for a protein of 83 amino acids.